AUGAUUUAUUUAUUUCCUCUACUUCUACGAGUGUCAAUCAAUACUUGUGAAUUAAAAUAUCUUACAGUGUUCUUGGGUGUCUUGCCAAAUACUCCCCUUUUAAAACUGUAUUUAUUGCGUUUUCCCAUCUUUAUCAAUCAAACCAAAUAUUUUUGUAAACUUAUUUGCAGAUAUUGGUGUGUGUAUUCAUCUGUUUCUGAAUGGCAAACAGUCUGGGGAUCCCUGGUGGCGGUGUUUGUCUCUUUGUCAGCGGUUCUCACAAGUGUGGUUGGUGCUGUCUGGCAUGUUCGUGACAAAACAGCAACACCAGUUAUCAUUGUGUCACAUCUACUGCUAGCUGCACCGGUAGAAAGGUUCUGUGCACACAAGAAAGCUUUAAGAGCACUCAGUGAUGUGUCAGUGUUACGUCUGAUUGAAGCCUUCCUGCAGUCGGCGCCUCAACUGGUGUUGCAGAUGUAUAUAAUACUGUGUGAGAAGAGAAUCUGUUGGAUUACAGGGUUUUCAGUCGCCUGUUCUUUGUUAUCUUUGACCUGGGCUGUGACGGCCUACUGUGACACCCAGUGUUCGGCACACAGUUCCAGCCACUGUCGUCACAUUGUGAGACUCUUGCUACACUGGGGCUGGCAGCUGUUCAUGACUGCCGCAAGGAUAUCUGCCUUUGUGCUCUUUGCCUGUGUUCUAGGGGGCUGGAUGUUUGCUGUCAUGGGUGCCCACUGGCUGGUAGCAUUUGUGUGGAUCUCAGUUCGAGGCACGGACUACGGCAGGGGCCACGAAAGGUGGCUGUUUCGGCUGGUUUGUGCCUUCAUUUACAUUUUUGUCUUCCUCAACCUCAACAAAGGCAAGUCUAGAUGGAGGAUUGCCGCAUAUUACCUCCUGACGCUGCUGGAGAACAAAGGGAUGCUGGCAGUGUUCCUGGUCAUGGGAGGCAGCAGCAUGAUUCUGUUGCCUUGUCUGGUUGUUAUUGCUGGAUUCUUCUUAGGUUUGGCAUGUAUGCUGAUGUACUAUGCAUUUUUUCACCCGUCUGGAUCCAUAAAACGAGUGACGAGAUUGUUCCUUCCACAUUUAACUUCAUCCAGCAUUUCUAGAUCCACAGCUAGAGAGGAGACUGAUCUACAAAUCUUCAGCGUAGAAUCGCCUAAAACUCUGUCACUAGUAGAGAGCGCAUCUUCUCAAAUCAGCUUUAAUGCAAGCAUUUUGCCAGUGGCAUCCACUAGCAUUCACAUCAGUCACUUGGAUGAAACCAACAGCUUCAGAAAGACUAACUCGUUUGUCAAUUUAUCACAAAAGACCCUGCAGAUGGUUUGGCAAAGUGGUAUGGAAUCUUCUUCAGGCAGUUCGUCUUCUUCUAUAGUUUCUACAGAAAAUCGAAGUGGUUUAAUCAAACGCUCAUCUUCGUUUCAGUCCGAUAAGUCACAUGGGUCUGCAGCUAGUGACAGUAGCUUGCUACCUCCGCUGUCAGAGAGAAACUCACUGAGCAAAUCUCCACAGAGAAAUUUUGAUCUAGCAGCAGCAGAAUUAGAUAGCCUGAAGCGAGAGCAGGCACAAGAUACCAGUGAAAGUGAUAAUGUGAAUAACUUCAGUGGCAGAUCUAAGAGUCCUACACUUAGCAAGGACUCCUGGUCAAGGCUGUCUGACCAAAACAUAAAGCCAUUAAUCAUGGGAGACUUCAGUCUUCUGGGCUUCGAUGAGUCCUCUUCUACUGAAAAAAGAGUCAGUGAUAGUAGUUCAUUCAGUAGCCAAGCAAAAAGCUUAUCCCUUCUUGAUGUCUCCAAUCUGUGGAAGGAUGUGCAUGUUCGAAUAAGGGCCACUAUUGCAGCAACAGUUGCUGCCGCAAUGGGGAAUUCAUCUUCAAUUGAAGGUGCUUCAGUCAGGAAUCAGUCAGUCUCAUCUAGUAAUUCUGCAGCUUUGAGUCAGGAAGACAGUUUAAAUUCAACCCAUAGUGUGUCUGUCUAUAGCCAUGACACGGCUUUCAUGGAUUCUAAUUCAAGUUACAAAGAAUCAUUAAAUAUUUCACAACAAAAUAAUCUUCAACGUUUCUCUCAGCAUCAGGAAUCACAAAGUGCAUUGGCAGAAAUUUUUGAAUCAUUUGGUCGUGAAGAACUGUCAGACGAUGAAACAAGGGACCACACAAAUGAAAUAAAGAAAACAAACACAACACAGAUUCCUGCCUUAGCUGCAAUGAACUGCAGUAGUCCAUUUAAUUUGGACUCAACACUGACAGUUAGUAAAUUAGAAGUUCAGAAAUCCAAGUCAUACUUGGCUUCCCAAAGGAAAAAUGAUUCUGUAACUGAUCAACAGAUUAGCUGUCCAGUUGUUUAUUCAUACAGAUCUCCAGUCCAGAAUUCGUUAAAUGUUGCAAACUCAGGGAGUACGGAAGCCUGCAAAGGUGAUUCUCCUUUUACAGAUCAAGAACUUGUGGCUUUGAUGGCAAAGUCUUUAAGGAACUAUGUCGAAGGCAAUUCAUCCUUUGACUCAAACCAGCCGGAGCGGGAAGGUCUUGCCUUGACUUUAGAGGACCUCCGUGUCAGUCGAGAGGGUAGCCCAGAAACGAGUCCUUUGUCUCAUAAAAUCAAAGGCAGCUGGAAAAGUCAGAGUGGUUCGUCUAUGAUUCGAAACAGUGAGGACUCUUCACCAGCUAGCUCUGCUUCUAAAAUGAACAGAGUUAUCAGUGUUAAAAAGGCAGAAGCAAAACUAUCCCCAAAUGCUUUCAAACAGAUUGAAGACUUGCCUCAGAGGCUUCAGAGUUUGGAGGAUCUAGAAGACAAUGAAGUAGCUGUGGUACCUCAUAGCGAUGCUUUGAAAUUCAUCAUGGAUUCUUAUGGGUCCUCCGCAGUAACAGAUCUCAGUGUUAAUACACCUGUCUCUCAAAAGUCAUUUUUUCAAACUCCACUCAGUGGUUUAAAUCCAAAGUCUAGAUCAGGUACUAAGCUACACCAGCAGCUCUUACCUUAUAGCAACAGAGACACCUCGAACAUUCCAGUGUCACCACGAGGCAGGGGGAAGAAUACAAUACAGAGACAGGUUUACAAUACAAAUCAUCAAGAUGUAGACAAAGCCAACCAUUCAAAAGUUCAUGGUGGAGUUUCUUCCACAAAGAAAUUAAAUGUUCAUUUCAGUGGAGCUUCUCAAAUGGAAAACAAAAAGUCUUGUGAGCAGGCGAAACAUGGCAGGGGCUCUAGUUCAGCAUCAGAUGGGGAGGGUUAUGUAUCCGGGAUGUACUGUCCUCCCUUAUGUGCAGGCGAAACUGACUCAGAACAAAACUACAUUCAGAAAAAUUUAGAUCGUGAUCACUUGAAAUAUGAUUUAAAUAGAGUUAGUAAAUGUUUUCUUGGAGCACCUGCUACUACAGACAAGAAACACACCGUACAAGCAGGUGACCGUGAACUGUUUAAUCACCAGAGAAGAGAAACAAACAUAAGAGAUCCACAUUUUUACAAACAAAGAUCCGACCUGUUAACUCUACAGCAGAUGAAGCCAGUGCCUCACAAGCCCCAGCCAUCCAAACCUCACCCAUACCAGCAUACUCAUUCGCCAUCUCGUCAGCUUUCAGGGGAAAAUGGUGUUCAGAAAACCUCAAAUGCCGUUGACAAACCUGGCAGAACAACAUGUGUUUGGUCACAUGCUGUGGAUGAACUGUCGGACAAUGAGCUACACUUGUCAGUGGAGCAUGUUGCCGAGUAUUUCUCUGAAGCCUUAGAUGUGAAUUCCAUAGACACACAUAGCGGUGCUAGACCAAAAGUGCAUUGCCCCCAGGCCCAACGUCAAGUUCCAGGUUUUCGCCAGCCACUGCAGCGGUUAGAAAAUUCUCAGCACUUAUCUCCAGAAGCAAAUAGCUUCAGGUUAGGUAACAGGCAGGGUAAUGAUUCACUGCCAUACAGGCAGAUACAGAACCAGCGGCAUGCAGAAACAAGUACAGUAAAUUCUCCGGACAUACUCCAUCAAAGAUAUGAACUUCAUAGAAAGCAUCAAACUCAUCACAUAAAAGAUAUACCCAGGACCAGGCUACAGUUCGAAUCUGAUCAGUCAGCAAGACUGGCUUCAAGACCUCCUCUAGUAGAGCCAAAAAGAUUGACUCCAGGAAGUUCUAUAAACUUGUCCGAUAAAUCCAGUUCCAAAGUGCGAUUUUCUUUAACACAAGAUCGAGAUAUUCCACCAAAUCGAAUCAUUCACAAAACAAAAGGCUUGUCUCGCAAUCAGUGA
This is a messenger RNA of Candidula unifasciata, 4200 nucleotides long. The record is from the annotation of a GenBank genome assembly. NCBI's taxonomy places the organism in Eukaryota, Metazoa, Mollusca, Gastropoda, Stylommatophora, Geomitridae.